AUGAUUUCAAAAUCAUGUGACGAAGGACUUUUAGAAAAGAAAUACCAAAAAUCUCCAGAUGAUAUAGAACAUGUACUUCAUGUAGCAAGUGAAAAGGGAAAUCUUUCUCUUGUUAAAUCUCUUAUUGAAUAUGGCAUCGACAAAGAUUUAAAGAGUUCUUUUGGAAAUACACCACUUGUAUAUGCAUCAUGGAAUGGUCAUCUUGAAGUUGUUAAAUAUCUUAUCUCAGUUGGAGCUAAUAAAGAAGCAAAGAAUAAAGAUGGAUGGACUUCACUCAUUCUUGCAUCAUAUUAUGGUCAUCUUGAAGUUGUUCAAUAUCUUAUCUCAGUUGGAGCUGAUAAAGAUGGAAAGAAUAAUGAUGGAUAUACUCCACUCAUUCUUGCAUCAUAUUAUGGUCAUCUUGAAGUUGUUAAAUAUCUUAUCUCAGUUGGAGCUAAUAAAGAAGCAAAGAAUAAAGAUGGAUAUACUCCACUCAUUAUUGCAUCAUUAAAUGGUCAUCUUGAAGUUGUUAAAUAUCUUAUCUCAGUUGGAGCUGAUAAAGAAGCAAAGAAUAAUGAUGGAUAUACUCCGCUCAUUCUUGCAUCAUAUUAUGGUCAUCUUGAAGUUGUUCAAUAUCUUAUCUCAGUUGGAGCUAAUAAAGAAGCAAAGAAUAAAGAUGGAUAUACUCCACUCAUUUGGGCAUCAUGGAAAGGUCAUCUUGAAGUUGUUAAAUAUCUUAUCUCAGUUGGAGCCAACAAAGAAGCAAAGACCAAUUCUGGAAAAACUGCACUCUCAUAUGCAAAAGAUAAUGUCAGAGAUUAUCUAAAAUCUAUUGGAGCCAAAUAA
Molecule: messenger RNA, 825 nt
Organism: Trichomonas vaginalis G3
Lineage: Eukaryota; Parabasalia; Trichomonadida; Trichomonadidae
Product: ankyrin repeat, PH and SEC7 domain containing protein SECG-related family
Exons: 1
Coding region: 1-825 (274 amino acids)
Molecular function (GO): protein binding
Source: RefSeq, a predicted model, not a curated record